This is a messenger RNA of Oreochromis aureus, 5050 nucleotides long. Its product is annotated as proton myo-inositol cotransporter. The transcript is spliced from 10 exons. Gene Ontology annotation, biological process: transmembrane transport. Gene Ontology annotation, molecular function: myo-inositol:proton symporter activity. Gene Ontology annotation, cellular component: membrane. The record is from RefSeq and is a predicted model, not a curated record. Lineage: Eukaryota; Metazoa; Chordata; Actinopteri; Cichliformes; Cichlidae. Bases 218 to 2179 code for a protein of 653 amino acids.
UGUCAUGCGCGGAUAAACAGGGCUGGAGCACAACUUUACUCAGCAGCGGGCUUCUUUUUUUUAUUUGGAAGUAUCUUAGGACAGUCAGCGUGACUUUAAGUCUAAGCUGAGUGUAGUGGGGGGGUCGGCCUGUUAGUUGGGUGGGUGUGUGUGUUUGUUUUGUUGUCAGACGCUUCAAAUACAACUCAGCAGCCCUGUCCUGUGUUGUAGUUCCCAUAUGUCGCGAAGGCAGGCCGACCAUGACUACAACCUCCGGAGUAUGAGCAACCUGAUGGGCGAGAGGUGGAAGAAAGUGAACGACGGAGGUGAGCGCAGUCUCAUCAAGGCUCCGUCUAACGCCAGCAUCAGCAGCCAGGGCGCCUCCGCUGGAGCUUCCGCCGCCGCUGGUGCCCCAUCAGCCCCCUCCUCCUCGUCCACCGGAGACCUGGAGAGGGCUGCCCGCAAGCAGUUCCAGCAGGAUGUUACACCUGGUUUCGUCUACGUCUUGGCCAUCUUCUCCGCCCUGGGGGGCUUCCUUUUCGGCUAUGACACCGGGGUGAUCUCUGGGGCGAUGCUCCUGUUGAAGCGGGAGCUGGACCUGAGCGCCCUGUGGCAGGAGGUGCUCAUAUCAAGUACUGUGGCCGCAGCCGCCUUCUCCGCCCCGCUGGGCGGCUUUCUCAACGGGGUGUUCGGGCGCAGAGUGUGCAUACUGCUCGCCAGCUUCUUCUUCGCCGUCGGGGGGAUCGUGCUUAGCAGCGCUCCCGGUAAAGAGGUGCUCCUGGCGGGGAGGCUCAUCGUUGGAUUGGGGCUCGGUAUUGCCUCUAUGACGGUGCCCGUGUACAUCGCUGAGGCCUCUCCACCCCACCUAAGGGGUCAGCUAGUCACCGUUAACACCCUCUUCAUCACGGGGGGGCAGUUCACAGCCAGCCUCAUCGACGGAGCCUUCAGCUAUCUGCGCCAUGACGGUUGGAGGUACAUGUUGGGUCUGUCUGUGCUCCCCGCUGUGCUCCAGUUCAUGGGAUUCCUCUUCCUGCCAGAGAGCCCUCGCUGGUUAAUUCAGCGUGGGCUGACCCAGAAGGCCCGCCGCGUGCUCAGUCAGAUCCGAGGCAACCAGAACAUAGACGAGGAGUACGACAGCAUCAAAAACAGCAUCGAGGAAGAGGAGAAGGACAGCGGAGGAGAUGGCCCGGUGAUCUGGCGUAUGCUGACCUACCCCCCGACCCGACGAGCCCUGGUGGUGGGCUGUGGUCUUCAGAUGUUCCAGCAGCUUUCAGGAAUCAACACAGUCAUGUACUACAGUGCCACCAUCCUGCAGAUGUCAGGAGUGCGGGAUGACAGGUUGGCAAUCUGGCUGGCUGGACUCACAACCCUCACCAACUUCCUGUUUACGCUGCUUGGAGUGUGGCUGGUGGAGAGAGUGGGGCGUAGGAAGCUCACCCUAGGCAGCAUCAUAGGCACGUGUUUGAGUUUGAGUCUGUUGGCCAUUGGUUUCUUAAUGUCUGCACAGCACAGUCCCCCUGUCACCUACCACCCAUUAGACCCCGCCAUGGCCAACUCUACCUGCUCCAAGUACCAGGUGUGCGAGCCGUGCAUGCUGGAUCCUGGAUGCGGCUUCUGUUAUCGUGAGAAUGGCUCAGCGCUGCUCACCUCCUCCUGCGUGCCAGUCAAUAAGGCCUCCACCGAGCACGCAGCAUGGGGCAGAUGCUCCAACUCCACCCUGAUGAGAGAUCAGACCUACUGGGCCUACAACUACUGCCCCACCUCCUUCUCCUGGUUGGUUUUACUGGGACUGGUGCUCUACUUGGCUGCCUUUGCGCCGGGUAUGGGUCCAAUGCCAUGGACCAUCAACUCUGAGAUCUAUCCUCUUUGGGCAAGGAGCACAGGGAACGCCUGUGCAGCAGGGGUCAGCUGGACCUUCAACAUCUUGGUGUCUCUUACCUUCCUCCACCUGGCUCAGUACAUCACCUACUAUGGAGCUUUCUUCCUGUACUCCACCAUGGCCUUGCUGGGUUUCUUCUUCACAUAUGGCUGCCUGCCAGAAACCAAAUCCCGACGUCUGGAGGAGAUCGAAGCGUUGUUCGAAAACCACCUUUGCUCUUGCGGCGCCUCUGAUUCGGAUGAGGGACGGCAGGUUGAGUACAUCCGGGUCAAAGGUUCAAACUACCAUCUAUCGGACAAUGACGCAUCAGAUGUAGACUAGGGGACACUUGGGUGUUGCUUACCUCCCUCUGGGUGUUUCAUUAGCUGUUUCACUGGAACAUGCAGAGCGGCUGAGUCUGUAAUAGUGUUCUUUUUCCUGUGAUCUGAGGGGCCACUGGUUUACCUCCAACAUAGAUUGGGAAUUACAUUUUAGAAGACUAUCCUUCUAUCAGUAACAUGUAUCAGUUCACUUUUCAAGCAGUCAUUUGGGGAAAUCCCAAUCAACACUAAUGCUUUAGCAUGAAUGUUUCCCAUUAGUUCAUUCUCUAAAUUCAGGGGUGACCUGGCACCUUAUCUGGUUUCAGACCUGCUUAUUAUUUUUAACCACAGAAGUCAAUAACACUGGCCUUCUACACAGAUAAUAGGCAAAGCAUAAUACAUAGAACUCCAGUGACUUUUUCAUGGAGACUAGUUAUGACUGUUUAACAGAUACAAAGAUACAAAAUACAGGGAAUCGAAUUUGUCCCUAAUAUUUUGUGCAUUUGUUUUAUAAGUACCAUUUAUGAUUUAAACACGGUUUUAUCCCAGAGCUUUGUGUCAGAAUACAAUGGCAACUCCAUUCAAAAAGCUACAGUAAAGAAAGCCACAAAACUUUUGUUGACUGGACAGCAGCUGUUGUCGUCUUUCGUACCAUUAUGCCUUGGUGUAUGAGACACAUUCCGCUGUCUCGUUUUUUCAGCUUGUAGCGUAGCACACUUAAUGUCAGUCCUUGAGCUGAUGUUCUUCUGUUUGCAGUUUGUAUUUUUAUGAAAAGCAAUCGCCAGAGACACACGGUAUAUCAUUACGGUUGAGUAAACUUGUGUUGUCGACGGGUGCCGAAACAAAACCGCUCUUACAAACGUGGUAGGCCUGAAAGGACUGGAAGUCCUCGUGCUACAGUGUGGUUUGUGUAUUUAUAUAUUUAUUUAAAACAGAUGUUUUUGUUAAUCCAGGUUUCGACAAAUUACAAAUUUCCUUAGCGUUGCUUACUUUUUCAUUUAAAAUGUGUUUCGCAAAACCUACCCUACGAACCAAUGUUGCAACUCUUGCAAUGAACUUUUUCUUGUCGUUAUUUCUGGAUAUACUGUCUGUAAUAUCCAGCAAUGAAACCGGGCUGUUCUGUCUGUAGCAGUAAAAGUAAGCUUUAGCUUGAUGACUGAGAUUUUUAAGUGUUUCGUUCUAUCUGAACAUUGAUAAUAUUAGUGCCUGUGUAUUGUGAAGGUGCCUAAUGGCCAUUUUUCAGUCACAUUCCCUGUAGGUCUACAUGGCCUUUUUUUAAUUUUAACAUGUGCAUAUUUGCAUUUCACCUGUGAUGGAAUUUUAUUGACUAUAAUUUUCAUGUAUUUUGCUUUGUGUCUUCCUUCACAGCCUUAUGUACAAAAAGCCGAGCAUAUCAUUUAUGUAGUUCUUGUGUCAAAAGUUGAGGAGUAGGCUUUAGCGUAAUUUGGCAAUGUUGUUUUGUAAAAGUGUAAACUGUGUAAGGUUACACCUUGUUAGUUAAAUACACGUAAUUUUCUGUGUAGCAAAACUGUUGGAAAGUAGACAACUGUGUAACAAAAAAAAUAAAAAGGGUAAGUAGGGGGUACAAAGGCUGCUGCUGUGCUUAGUGAACAGGUUUCUCAUGGCAGACACCCAAAAUAAACGAUUGUAAAAAUACAGUACAAUGCAACGUUUAAAAUGAUGGAAUUUUCCAUAUAAUUUCUUCUAUGUUUUUAACCGCACAUUAAUAGAAAUACCCAGAAACCUCAGUAAAAAAAACGGAUAAUGAGCUAGCAGAAAAUUACCUUUUUUUUCUUUUGUUUUUUUCAACAGUCCAUUAUCCUAACCCAUCGUUAUUUAUAGACUUUAGUACCUCUUUUUAAAACAAGAAAAAGACCAUCAAAUGCCGUGGGACAAUUACACCUAAGUGAUCCAUUAAAACUCGGUGGUAUUUGCAAGUAUUGUAGUAAUUUUGGUGUUUUCAAGGUGUCACGUGGAUACCUAUGGGGGAAAAAAAACUGAUUAAAAACAAAUUCCUUCAAUAAAUGGAAGAACAGUGACGGCAUACUGUAGCACACAAGCACCCUCAUGUGGAAAACCUCCGGAUGAUUUUUUAAAAAUAAAAAAAGCUUUCAAAUAUCAUAGUUGCCUCUUUAGUUGCAAGUUCUUCAGUGUUAUAAUAGCUGAUCAUUUUUCAAAGCAAACACAAAAAGUAGUGUCAACAUGUACAGACUACAAUAAAAUCAUAUCAAGAAUUGAAGUCAGCACAAAAAAAGGUUAAAUAUUCAACUUGCGUUUGAAAAUGAUAAGCUAUUCUAUUGUAAAGCACUUGUGAUUUGUAGUUAUGGGGCGAGAAUAUUCCAGAUAGAUGUCUUUUUUAAGCCAGAGCAGUAAUAAAGGAAUCCUCGAAGAUGAGCUUUGAUUGUUUAUUUCAAUAAAAAAAAACAUUGCGAAAUAUAGUUCAGAUUAAUAACUUAAGCUUCCAAAACUUUGCUUUUCAACUAAUUUAGAGCAGCUUCUCUGGAGUGAAAGGUACAGAAAAACACUAGCAACUGUAAUUCAGUAUAGGAUUGUAUUCGAUCAGUUUCACUCAGAGUUUUCUUAAAACUUCACAAGCUAGUUUUGUACUGAAAGUAUUACUACACACAGAAACCACAGAUUUACCUGUCCACGGCACAGACUGAGUAACGAAAACUUGUGUCAACCAAUUAUUUAAUGUGAUUGUUUUAGGCUGCACCUGUCAGAGAUAAUGUGGUGUUCAGCCCUUAACCUCCGGUUGCGUUAAUACUGUCCUCUACUACAGCUGAGGGCAUUAAAUGUGUACUUAUCAGUAAAACGGUUACAUUUUUUUCUAUGUGAACCAAUUAUGUGUGUUUUUUGCUAAAGUUUGUGGGGUAUUACAAAAAUGCAAAUU